UUUCUAAAUAUUCAUACUCAUGUAAACAAUAAUUGAGUGCAAGGCAACCAUAAAGAACUCCCAAACUUUAUUAUUAGGAUAGGGAGUAAACAGAACACACAGAAAAUGUCUCACGGUGACCCACAGAAAUGGCACAUGCCUGGUUGGAGAAUAGAACAGAAAUAUGGUCCAGGUGUCUUGAUAGGCAACUAUGGAGAAGACAGAUAUAGAUUCCAAAGAGAUCCUACCAAUAUGUGCCACAACAGCACUCAUAGAACAGAUUUCAGAUCUUAUGGGGGUUACAGGCCUGAUGUUGUCAUUCGCAGGAAAGCUCAAAUCAAACAUGAUGGACUUGGCAAAGAAUAUCUCUUCUCACAUCAUGGGAAACGAUAUUCAAAUAAUAUGAUAUCUUGGUAUGAUGAGCAUUAUAAUAAGAGAGAACGAGAUGAGAACAAUAAACUUCCCAGCCUAAGAUCUUGGGACAGUCACAGUUUGGCAUGGCAGCCAGAAAAGUCAGACUAUCCCAUUCAAGGUGCAUCUACAAACUUUGGCCUGAAACAGAAACUAGAGAGCAAAUGGCGAGAUCAGAUUGCAGAUGAAACCAAAGGAGAUUACAUCACAAACUACCAAAGAUCACACACUUGGACACCAAAAGAAAGUUUACAGACAUUGAGAUAUGCGAAUGCUCGUGAACUCUCCACCACAUUGCACCCAUAUAAUAGAGUGAACAGUAACCUUAACCUUCGAAAUCAGACUGUAGGAGGUGUAGCAAAACAGCCAGAAAUUAUGCCAGGACAGUUCACACAUGCUGUUCCAACUGUUGGAGUAUAAUAUAGAUCUGCAGAUAUUAUAGCCAAAAAUUUCAUCCAUCAUAUUUUCUCAUUAAAUAUCUCUAGUUUGACUAUUAUUGGAUAAUUAUGUCUAGACUAUUUUACAAUGUUAUAUCACAUCUAUACACUAAACAAAAAUAAUCACUUUUAUCAAUUUUAUUAUUUUAAAUAAAAUAAUUCCAAAGAGUAGAAACAUUACAGAUAAACACUGGCUGUUUAUGUUCCAGUGCCAAAGCUAGCAAGUAAAAUGAAAAAUAUUGUGAAUGCUCAAAUCAUAAAUAUCAGAUAGGGUCGUUAUGAAUGAUAUAAAACAGUAUUAGACUGACAAGUAUUUAGCAGUUUGUAUGAGGGUAUUAUACCUGGAUAGUAUUAUCACAUAAUAGCCCACAUGGGCAAUGUCUGUACCUCCAAUCCUGAAUUACCCCAAAAUAUGUUACUUGUACCUUCAAUAGACUUUAGUCCUAGACUUCUUAUUUAAAAUACCCAACCAAAGCUUGAAAAUUAUUACUCCCCUGGUACUGUACUAAGCAGAAUGGCAAGUUCCCCAUUGGAGUUUCAUGUUUUCACCUUUCUUGAUUUUAAAAGGCAAUUAAAUCACUUAUUAAAGCAAUUUUUCAAGCUUAGAUAAUUGUAAAAAAUAAUGUUUAUAUCAAAGUCUAUUAAUGGUGCAAGUUACAUUAUUUUAGGGUGGAAUUAAUCUAAUUGCAAUUAUGAAAACUAUUGUAACCAUAUUGUUUUGUUUACAGAGUUAUGCAAAUCACCUUGCUUAUUGGAUGGCUUUUGUUAAUCACAAAUCAUUUAAUAUGUUGUAUGACUCUACAUCCU
This is a messenger RNA of Owenia fusiformis, 1634 nucleotides long. NCBI's taxonomy places the organism in Eukaryota, Metazoa, Annelida, Polychaeta, Sabellida, Oweniidae. The record is from the annotation of a GenBank genome assembly.